Molecule: messenger RNA, 4698 nt
Organism: Physella acuta
Lineage: Eukaryota; Metazoa; Mollusca; Gastropoda; Physidae
Product: fatty acyl-CoA reductase 1
Biological process (GO): long-chain fatty-acyl-CoA metabolic process
Cellular component (GO): peroxisome
Molecular function (GO): alcohol-forming very long-chain fatty acyl-CoA reductase (NADP+) activity
Source: RefSeq, a predicted model, not a curated record
AGCCAAUCAAUGUUCCGUCGUUGGCUACGCAUGAUUCACACACACCUUUUUUUCUGAGUCUAGGUCUAGUGGAAUGAAAGACGAGUGCUAGGGACUAGGGCGAGGCUAACUAAAAAUCAUUCGUAUGGAACUUAUUUGAUGGAUUUACAUUUCGACAAAAAGACGGUAACAUUUCUUAACAUCUUAUCAAGAACACAGCUAGCUGUUUAAGAUUUGUGCUGCAUUGAAUUGAAUCUUCAGAAAACAGAAUAUAGAAUCAUAAUUUUUUAACAUCUGUGGGAUCAGUUGGAUAUUUUCAAAAUUUAGCUUGACUAUACCUGUCACCAGUUACUUCGCUAUACCCACCGUCCAGUUCAAGCAACAAUCAUGGCAGAAGACAUUUCUCAGCAAAGACCAAGUAUCCCAUCGUUUUACAGAAAUAAAUGCAUCUUUGUCACAGGAUUUACAGGGUUUAUGGGCAAAGUUCUCUUAGAGAAGCUUUUGAGAUCCUGCCCAGGCAUAAAGAGAUGUUACCUUCUAGUUCGACCUAAGAAAGGACAGACACCACAGGAAAGAAUUGAUAGCAUAAUAAAUUCUAAGUUGUAUGACAAAUUGAGAGCCAGUAUGCCAGAUUUAAAAGAACGUGUGGUAGCUGUCUGCGGGGACAUUGUUGAGCCUAGACUAGGCUUGAGUAUUGAAGAUGAACAGAGCAUCACAGCAGAGACCAACAUAGUUUUCCAUUCAGCCGCAACUGUUAAAUUUGAUGAAGAGUUAAAGUUGUCUGUUCAAAUGAAUGUGCUUGGUGUUAGGAGAAUAGUUGAGUUGGCUCGCAAGAUGAAGAAUUUAGAGGCUCUCAUCCAUGUAUCUACGGCCUAUGCUAACUGUGACAAGGAAUCUGUGAAAGAAAUUGUGUAUGACCCACCACUUCACCCAAAUAAAAUUAUUGAUGCCAUGGAAUGGAUGGACAAAGAUGCCAUUCAAGCCUUGACAAGCAAGCUGAUUGGCUCCAGACCAAACACCUACACAUACACCAAAGCUAUGGCAGAGUUCCUGCUGGUUGAAGAGGGAGCUGGUCUCCCUGUUGCUAUUGUUCGACCGUCUAUAGUGGGGGCCUCUUGGGAGGAGCCAAUGCCUGGUUGGGUGGACAAUUUGAAUGGACCAACUGGAUUGCUAGCAGCAGUUGGUAAAGGAUUGCUCUUCGUAAUGCAUGGCGAUGUGUACUGCACUGCAGACAUGAUACCUGUGGACACAGCAACCAAUGCUAUGAUUGCAGCUGCAUGGUAUACAGCUGUUGAAAGGCCUAAAGAUGUUCUUGUCUAUAACUGUACAAGUGGUCAGAUCAACAGGUUAACAUGGGGUGCCAUGGCAUGUUGUAUAAGAGAAAAUUUCAUCAUCAAUCCCUGCCACAAUAUUGCUAGAGUGCCGAAGCCAAGAUUCACCCCUAGCAUGUUUUGGCGUGAUACAAUGUGGUUCUUUGACCAGCUAAUUCCAGCCUACAUCAUGGACUUUUAUCUCAGGAUCACCGGCAAAAGACCAAUGUUUGUUAAAAUUCAAGACAGGUUGUCCAAAGCAGUGACAACGCUAGAGUUUUUCACAUCAAAUGAAUGGCACUUUCACAAUGAUAAUAUUUUUAUGUUGCUUGGGAAGAUGACAGAAGAAGACAAGCGGACAUUUUGUUUUGAUCCUCGAAGUAUUGACUGGAAAAAGUACAUGCUCAACUACUGCCUAGGCGUCAAACAGUUUGUUUUGAAAGAAGAUAUAUCAGAGUUACCCAGAGCUAGAAUAGCUCUUCAGAGGUUACAGCGCAUACAGAGCUUGUUGAAAGUUGUAGCCUGUGUGUUGGUCUGGAGGCUGCUGGUGAAGAGAGUACCAGUUUUUCAUUCACUUUGGAAUCUUUUGUUAGGCUGGGUCCAGGUUUUGUUCAUGAAGGUUCCACGUUUAGCCCGAUCAUCUUAGCGUACUUGAAUGGUCCAGUCUGCUUGUGAAUGUCGCAAACUAUAUAACAAAAAAAAUAAUAAAACCACCCCUUUUACACGUUUUGGGUAAAUAGCAUUCAUGUUCUUUUGAACAACUUAUACUUUGAUCAAUAUUUAAACAAUACAAGCCAACCAACCUAAGGUAUGUAAGUCACUUUAUUUAUCUCCCAACUAAGUUCUGUAUAAGUCAAUUAAUUUUGUAACCCUAGCAGGCAAACAGUGGUCUCAAACAGCUAAUUACCUUUUGUAAUGUUUGCUGGAUUAUUAAACAUCAAUCGUCUUCACCUGCUCUUUGUAUAUGAUUUAUGUUGACACUUUUCUGGUGCUUUCAAUUCUUUUUAUAAUUAUAAUUUAAAAACAUUCUGCUUUUAUAAGUAACUUCUGCAUAAAAUUUCUUAUAAAAUUCAAAAAGUCAUUUUUAAAAAGGUUAAUAAUUUUAUACAGUCAUACUUUAAAGCAAAUUUUUACCAGUUUAUAUAUACUGUUUGUUCAGUUAUGCUGAAUGUUUUUUUUUUAAAUUUAUGUACUACAAGUUAUGUUACUUUUUAAAAGGAAGAUUGAACAAACUCCUGAUUUGUAAAAAACAUAAUUUUCUUGUUUUACCUACAGAUUGUAUGUAAUUAAAUGAAAGGGAAUACUUUAUAAAACACUAAGUCAUAUACAAGUGUUGUCACUUCAGGGAGAAGUUUUUACUGAGUUGUGAUCUUUUAUACUCUUGCUUUGUUUUACGUAAUAGUUUGACAGUACACAAUUUUCUUGGUUCAUGGGUAUUCCUCUCAUUUUCUUGAACCUCUCAAACAUGCACGCUAAUUUUUUAAAGUUGAAAACAUGUGUAAAAAUAAUUUCAUAGUUUUAUUUAAUUUUGUUUGCUGUACAGGAUACCGCUCUGUUUGUAAAUAAUUACAGGUAAACUCUACUUCACUUGCCCACUGGACCAUCAGGUUCAAAAAAGGGAACAUGUACGUUAUAUUUGUGAAGUAUAACAAGUCUCCAUGCAAAUGCAUGUUGUUUAGUGAAUAGGUUAUUUACAUUCUCACAUUAAAAAUUGUAAUCGCCAGGUCUACUUGUGGCAAUAAGCUCUGGCAUGCGGCCACAAACUACUCUAUGAUGACAGCAAGUCUGCCUUAUUUAUUGUCAAUGAGAAUGGGAGCUAGUGUUUUACUUAGGGACUUGUGGCCUCAUGUCAGAGAUUAUAAUUUAAAUUAGUUUGUGGCACUUGGUUGAAACAUUUACCACUUAAUGUUAGCGAAAGUUAGUUUUAUUUAGAAAUUAUUAUAUGCAGUAUGGCUCAAGUUAAUUUUAGCUUAAUCUUUAGAAUUUGAGCCAUAUAUAAUGAAAGUUGAGAUGCAUGAAAUACGUAUUCUGUUACACAUUGCUUUGUAAUAAGUCAGUGUAUAUUAGUAGUUCUUAUUUCUGUUGAAAUAUUUGUUUUUAUUAAUGAAUAGUGAUCACACAUAUUAACAAUCAAAAUUACUCCGUGGUUGCCAUUAGUUUAUACUCAGUUAUCUCAACACAUUUCUUGCAAUGCAAUAUGUAUGUUUAAAACAAAUGUACAGCCCAGUAUUGAAUUUUUUUUCUUGAUCACUGUACAAACUCUUGUUUGUUAUUUAUAUAACACAUGGCUGAUUGCUGUAAAUUUGGCACUGAGAAAGGUUUUUUUAUAUCAGGGAAUAGCUUGAUGCAGUCUAGUCUGCAGUCAAUUUAAAUGUAAUAUUUUCUGAUGCAGCUUGUUUAUUUUUGUUAUUUGUUACAUCCUGCAAUUUUUAGUAGAUUGUAAGAAUUAAAAACAAAUUCCUGCUCCAAAGUUGCACCAAACUAUUAAAUAUCUAAUGUAUGGUGCAUAAUGUUUUUAUUGCCUUACUAGAUAAUACAAAGCUCAUAUACAUACUAGUGUAUGUGAAGUUCUAAGAAUUAUAGUCAUAAUACAGGUGAUACUUUAUUUGACUUUUUCAGUGUGUCAGCUUUACAGCAUUGAACUAAUGACAAAUCUUGUUAGUCAAAUUUUGUUUUGCUUACCACUUUUUACCAUAACCUUCUAGGGUAUUUAAUGAUUGUCAUACUUAGUUACCUCCCUGUCAUAAUGUUAUUUCACUUUUGUAUAAUAAAAAUGUAAUAGCAUCAUUUUAUAAUUUUACAUAAUUGGAUGGAAUAAAUGUAAAGCAACUAUUUAUGGCAAGUGCUAACCUGUGGAUCAGAUACUUUUUUGUUUUUAUUGUUAACUUGUGUUAUUGAAUAACUACUGCUUUAAUUUUGUAUGCUGACUCAACAAUUUCUGGUUUCAUUGACACAGAAGUAUUAGCUGCCAUACAUGAUACAGCUUUUAUGUUAUAUUUUAGCUGAUGUUGAGAUUUUUUUUAAUUUCUCAUUUUGAUCAAAAUGUAUUUUGAAAAUUUUAAGUGAAUUUUUUUUCUAUUUAUUUUCUGUUUUAAUAUUUUAAACACAUUUUUUAAGGACACACUUGUACAUUGCUGCUAUAAGAUAAAUUGACGAGCAACUUUGGGUGUGUUGUUAAUUAGUUGACACACAUUUCUGUUGCUUAAAGUUUAACAAACUUCCUCUAGAGUUGUUCUAGCUGACCACAACAUUAGUUAAGGAAUGUCUGGGAUGACCUAUCUAUCUGAUGUUUUUCUUUUUCUUAUAUUCUAGAACCCCUGACCCUGGAGAUUCUUAAGCCCUUUGUUCUUGUGCCCAUUACACAAGGCUUAACCACACAACUCAUUAUGCAAUAAAGUGCUUGAUCAAC